Molecule: messenger RNA, 7729 nt
Organism: Paramuricea clavata
Lineage: Eukaryota; Metazoa; Cnidaria; Anthozoa; Malacalcyonacea; Plexauridae
Source: the annotation of a GenBank genome assembly
UCGCUUUUAAGUAUACGGAUAUACGCAUGCUUCAAUCUUUAUGUUUCCGCUCAUGAAACAGCUUAUUACCCCAGGCAGGAUAUGAACUUUCAAAAACAUCUGAUUUACAAGUUAACACAGCGGCAGACGAGAGUUUACGAAGUGCGACGUUGCAUGUAAUCAAAAACAAAGACUUGAAAAUUCCUUCUCGAAGAGCACUUUUAAUUAAUGGAAUAAUAAUGAUGCUUUUAAGUCAAAAUUUCAUGAUUCCACCUCUGCAAGAGAUGAGACAAGUCUUAUGAGUUGUGGUUGGAUAUAUAUGUCAAUAUGAGGCGGUCGAAACAGUGCACUAAACCGUGACUGGGAUUCUAAUGUAUUGAAAUUGGAUUUACCAGGAAAAGUCGUGAGCAAAUAUUGACGUAGCUGUUUAUAUUUGAGAGCUUAAUUGAUUGGGUAACACUCGAACUGUUUAAUACUGUACAGUAAGUACACUUAGAUGAACUAGUAAAUUAUAGCUACACUGAAUUAUGAAUUUGUUAUAAGAUAUUUUUUGUAGUUUAAUUUUUCAAAUGAUUCCAACAUGCAUCGCUAUCGGUCCAAUGACGUCUUCCAGACAAUGUUGAACGAACAUUUUGAAUAAAGUCAAUAACAUUCCAACAUGAAUACGACAAUAGCAUUCCAACAUAUCAGUGCAACCCUACCAAUCAUAUAAUGUUCAUCCACUGAAACCCAACGAUUUUGCUUUUUGCAUCCAACAACGUAGGAUGAUACUCGACGGAACGAUAACGGUCCUAAACACCUUAUGAUCUUCUUCAGCAGUAUACUCAGUAGAAUAUCACAUAAUCAGCUUUAGUUCAAGCCUUUAUUCUUAAUGUUAUUGUUAUUUAACUUUGACUUGGUGAAAACACUACGUUCCCUUAGUAUUUCGCAAAGCUUUGAAUUGUCAUCUGUAUUCAUAAAUAACACAUGACCAGAUCCGAGCUUAUUUGAGGCUUAUGAUGGAUUGAACGCUUCAUUGCAACGCAAACUCCCACAACGAACUCAAGGUAGAUUAUAAAUAGAACUCUACUCUAUAAAUAAUUAUAAUUGAGAAAAAGGAAUGGCAUCAUGAAAGGUCGAUGGAAGUAUGCCAGUCUGCCAAAGCAAAUUUCGAUUCCUGCGACAUGAUACCAUUCAGUUUGCCUCAGGUUAAUUCUUCCUGCAAAACUAGACCAUGCAUGCACUACGGCACUAGCUAUAACGUUUAAGAGAUGAACCUUUUAUGAAGUUUACGCCCGUAUUCUAAAAGCUCACUCAUACUCAAUGAGUGGAGGUUCAAUCUGAGCUUCUCUUGAGUGUCAAUGCUGUUUUUGAAUAGCUGGAGGGUGAGUAGUCACAUAGUAAGGUAUGACAUUAUAUAGCCCUCCAGCUGUUCAAAAACAGCACUAACACUCAAGAGAAGCUGAGAUUGAACCUCCACUCAUUGAGUGUACGUGAGCGUUAGUCUUUAGAACUGAUAAAGCUAUCCAGUAUAAAUAAUCUUUGCCUUAGUUUUGGUUUCCUCCAGUAAUCAUACUUUCUUCCAGUAAUCAUUACUGGACCUGUGGAGCUGUGGGAAAAACAUGUUCGAACUGAUGGAAUUAUCCAGAUUUAAGGACUGCAGUUUGUUUUAGUGGUAUAUAUAUAUAUAUAUAUAUAUAUAUAUAUAUAUAUAUAUAUAUAUAUAUAUAUAUAUAUAUAUAUAUAUAUAUAUAUAUAUAUAUAUAUCGCUGUUCACUCCCGAAUCGAGGAAAUUUAAAAUACAUGACAGUGAAUCUCAGACAAACACAGUGAACAACAGUAGUUCUCGACGGGACAGUUUUAUAACGAGCUUGUGGCAAAACAAAUAGAACAAACAAUCUAAUUUAUCAAUCAACAAUGUCGUGGCCUCGUGUUCGCUUUGUUUUGAUCAAAAUAAAAUACAACUAAACCCUAAUACAAUAGCAUAAAAAAAUGCUAUUAAAAUUAGUAAAAAUUCGCGUGAUGUUUUGAUUAAUGUAUCAACACCAACACUAAUAAAUGUGUUGAAUGUGUUGUCUAUCUUCCAACGCAUGCACGCCACUUGAACUUUAAGAGAAAACUUAACGCUUAAAAUAAAUUAUUUCCCUCGCAUGUUGGAAUCUUUUAAUUAAAAAUAGAAGACGAAUAAUUAAAAGAUUAUUAAGACUUUUUGGUCACGCAAAUUGAUACGAUUUGGGCAGUGAUAUUUCGUGACUUUUGUGGGUUUAAAAUUUGCGGUUUGCGUCCAGUAAUCAGUAUUCAUUAAAAUACAUAUUAAUGUUUACAAGUAAAUGUGCCAUGCAUUUAUAAACAGCGCAGAAAAGAUAUUAUUGCAGAUAAAUGAAUAAUGAUAUAAAUAUUUUAUGUGUUUUUCAGAUAAAACGUAGCCGCAAUAUUUAAGGUUUCAAUAAAUUAUCAAAGAAUUGUGUCCUGAAGUUCUUAGACGCGCUAAAUACCCCGCCAAACAGCUGGUAAAUAGUAAUCUGAAAACGUUAUCAUCGCAAAUGAUUUCCCCUACUCAUUUUGAAAUAGGUAUAUUAUAUAAAUAUAUACAUAAACAAAACUGUGUCAACAAAUUUAGGUCACUCAAGUCUAAUUUUGACUCAAUUGCUGCAAUUUACGAAUGCAUCAGUGCAAAUCAUUUGUAUUGGGGCAGACCAUAAAUAUAUUCAUGUAUUUAUAUUACAUCAUGGGAGUAAACACGCAAUAUUAUAUCAGAUUUCAAUAUCACAAAAGCCACCGUGUGUAGAGGUCUUUGUUUUGAGACAAAACACGAUAGAUGAAUGAUACAGAUAACAACACCACUUAAAAAAGCCGAACAAAAUCUGACACCAUCAAUCCGUGUUCGCGGAUUAAGGUACAAUAUUGUGUACAUACAGAAUAUAAACUACAUGGGCUAACGCACUUUCUCUUCGCAGUGACGCAGAUGAACAGCAUUGAGGAUUUCACCAAGGGACAAUAUAUUAUGUUUAAUUAUCAAUUCUUAAUCACAGCUUGGCCUUAAAAGAUACAAUGACGUGCUUAUGACUGUAAUAUCAGCUAGAAAGUAAAUUCUCUUCUCUUAAAAGAACCUAUUUUCCUGCAUUUUCUCUUGACAGGAUGGACACCGUUCAAAUUUUCACUGCAACAAUGUCGUGGAUAAUUUUCGUGAUAUCUGUCAUCGGGAAUGUAACACUAAUCAUCGCUUUGAAGCACCAUUUCAGCCGUUCAUCACGGCUUUAUAUCUGUCUAAUGUUCAACUUGGCUACAGCUGAUCUCGUGUUUGUAGUCUCUUCGAUUCCAUUCAACUUUGUAGAAAGACUUUUUGCGCCUCGAUUCCCGUUUGGUCCAGUAUUAUGUAAGCUAGUAAUGCCAUUCCAAACUAUGGCAGCGAUGACUGCGAUAUUUACGCUGGUAACUCUGAGCUGUCAACGAUAUUUUAUGAUAGUGCGGCCGACCGAAGAUACGCGGGAAGGCCAGAAGGUGUCGCUAAUUAUAACUUUUCUUAGUCUGUGGUUGUUGCCGGUCAUAUUAGCAGCAGUUCCUCUUGCGAUAGCUUUACGAUAUGAAGAUGGAAAGUGCGCGGAGUCUUGGUCGGAUGUUUAUAGUCAAUGUUUUACGGUGUAUUUAACAAUGAUUCAGUAUGUCGGACCGCUCGGAGUCAUAGCAUGGUGCAAUGGACGAGCAGUCGUGGAACUCAGAAGGUACGAGAGAUGUUUAAUGGUAGAUAAUGUUUCAUUCUUCUUUAAUAUCUUUUUUCUUCAAUGCGUUUCUCGGAUGAUUCCAUCCUUUCUAUUUACGUUUCUACCUUAUUCAUCAGUUCUCCUUUAUUUCAUUUUGACCAUAAUGUGCUGUAUUCCUCGUCAUCAUGUCUGUAAUUCGUUUCCCUUCAUUCUGAUUUGCCAUCUUCCUUCCUUUCUCCCUCUUCCCUCCAUACCUUCCUUCCUUUCUCCCUCUUCCCUCCAUACCUUCCUUCCUUUCUUUCUCCCUCUUCCCUCCAUACCUUCCUUCCUUUCUCAAACGCCUUUUAUCUACCAAUUUAUUGCUAUCCUGGUUUUCCUUUCUCUCUCUCUCUCCAUAACUUCCUUCGUUUCUCAAAUGCCUUUAAUCUACAAAUCUACUUUUCAUUCUGGUUUUCUCUCUCUCUCCCUUAAUUUCUUUCUCUCUGUGACCUUCUCCCCUUUCAUUUCCUGGCAUUCUUUCUACCAUUCAUCUUCCACGCCUUUCUACAUUCCCCUAACCAUCCUUAAUUUCCACAUAGAGUGUUUUAGAUUUUACUACAAGAUUCCUUUAUUUGGAUACGCCAUAUUCUUAGUCAUUUUUACGUCAUCAGAAAGACAAAGACAAACCAUUUAUUUAGCACCCAGAAAUUACAACUAAUUAACAUUUUAACAAUAGACAUUACACGAAAAUUGUGGUGCAAGCUAACUGUAAUAAUCUUGUAGGGUUAGACGAGAUUAGCUUGUAAUUUAAUGUUUAUCGUAGAUCUUCCAUUUUCUAGUAAACUGUAGGGAGCCACCGAAAACGUUUCUUAUGAAAUAAUUAAAUGGAUAAAAGUAGAACAAUUUAUAGUUUAAUUUUGUGUAUGAUCAUAGACAAUCCAGAAGGCCAUAGACAAUCCAGAACACAUCUGGAUUGUCUUCUGGAUUGUCUACUGUAUGAUCAAGUGCAUUUGUUGAGGUAAUUAGUACUUAUACCUAUAAAAUGGACCUAUUCCCUAAAGAGUCCAGACAAACAUUUCACCACAGCUUGAAAGAGUAUCACAAAAUUAGUAAUAUUCCGAAGUUUCGUUGCGAAAUGUUGUAAAAUGCGGAUAAUAUAGCCCUGCGAAGUCUGCCGUUUUUCAGUCAUUUUGUAUUACGCACGGGAAAUUGAUACCGCUUUCUGAAAAAAGGUAUCAAUUUCCCGUGCGUAAUACAAAAUGACUGAAAAACGGCAAACUUCGCAGGGCUAAAUUAUCCGCAUUUCGCAACGAAACUUCGGAAUAUUACUAAUUUUGUGAUGCUCUUUCAAGCCGUGGUAAAUUUUUUGUCUAGACUUGUCUAGAUUAAAAUUUUGUUCAUUAGGUAAUAGGUCCAUUUAGAACGACUUAAACUUUUCUUCGCGUAUACGUAGCCAGUAUCGCAGUUCAAGAAAAACCCAUGUGCUUCCUUCCUUUCGUUUUUACAUCCAUCUAUCUCUCUCCUUCCACUUAUCAGUUUUUUAAUAUUUCUACCGAUUUACAGGCACGAUCUGUAUAGAGAGAACUAUGCUAUCAUCAACGCUACAAUCCUGGAACGUCACAACAACGUCGUGCGCAUGCUCAUAUGCAUCGUAGCUGUAUUCGCCAUAUUUUGGUUUCCAGGGCAACUCGCAUGGAUAGUACUCACAUUUUCACACGGUGAUGAAAGAUGGACGACACUACUCGAGGUUUCAGAGCUAUUUGUUUUUGCGAACUCAGCGCUAAAUCCUCUAAUAUUUUUCAUAUACAAUGGUGAAUAUUCAUUUGGAAAACUGGGCUACUUGUUAAGAUUUAAGCAAAAUAAUUCACAUUUGACUAGAUUCCGAGUUAGGAGUGGUUCUGGCACAGCUGAUAUGUUAUCUACGGUAUAAAGUCGGGCUACGGUCGUAGCAAUCUCAGCCGAGUGUCGCGGAAAACCUCGUGAGGUUGGACAAUCCCAUAGAUGAUGAUGUGUUUUCGUACGUUAUAGAAACACACUUGGUUCUGGCCAUGAGCAGAAUUUAAUUAUAUUUAUUGCCAGAGCAUGCGAUUACAGUUUGAGAGAAAGUUCUUCUAAGCUACGGUGGUUACAUUAUGUAGGCAACUUUCAAAAUAGUACAGAUUUAAUAAUAAAUAUAUAGAAAUAAGAGUAUUGAUUUAAUUAAUUAAAGUGUACACCUAACCUCAAUCUUUUUAUCAUCUCAUUCUGAAGAACUUCUGAAAUGAUAUAAUAACUUAUCUUGAAGAUUUUCGUUCGCUCACUUUGUUUCUGAGAUAUUUCAGUUUGUUUGGUAUGCCAACCCAAUAUCCGGAAUUUACGUCACAAAUUGGAGUUUGAACAGUGACUAUGAAUACGGAUAUUCCAUUUCCAUACACGUUACAAUAUAGAAACAUAUAAACAACAACAGGUUCCAAGGCUGACAACAACCGAAGGUUUCAAUAGUACUGUGUUAUUACAUCACUAAAUUCAUACUAGUCUACACACAUAAAAAUCUCACAACUUGUCAACAAGAUGUGUUCGCAACAGGCUUGUAGCAAGCUUGUCAACAAGUUGUAACAAUGCUGUUCUUUUAUCAAGUUGCUACAAGAUUGUCACUCACAACUUGUUGACCGAUUGUUGAAUUGCAGGACGAUAACAAGUUGUAACAAGUCUGUUGAGCUAAACAACCUUGUAGCAAGUUUUCAACAAGCCGUUGCAAGCUGGGAACAAGCAGUGCGAACACAUCCUGUUGACAAGUUGUUGGGAAAAGCAUUGCUACAAGUCUGCUGCAGGUUUGUUACAACUUGUGUGUGUACUUCACUUGUUGCAAUCUAAUUUGCGCUCUGCCAUCCAAAAUGGAGGGAAAGGCCUGGUCGUAUAGCACGAGAGAGGCUAAUUCUCGUUUUCAAUCUAGUAACUUGGGGUGUCCAAAUGGUCAAUUGCUUGGAUACAUUUUUUGUCCCAAUCGAACCCGCAAGACCCUGGAACAAAUGUAAAUAUAUAUUGUUUAAAAAAAAACCAAGACCCUGAGAUGUUGGACAUUUACAAAUAUUAUAUGUAUACAUUCAAAGGGUGGAUGUACCAACGCUUUGACCACUGAGCUAUUUGGACACCCCCUUCAUUGCUGAGGAAAAUAAGCAAUACAAUUUAGUCGCGAUUUCUAGAUAGCAUAAAAAUCUUGGUGAUCCUAGGAACGACCUUGCAUGUCUCAGGACUCGUAAAUAUAUUUGUCAUUUUAAAUUAUUUACAAAUUAUGAUAUUUUGAACAGAACUUUAUGGAUGUAAAAAUCCCAUUGUUACAACUUAUCCUGGUCUGUGUUAGGGAGCCCUUCUUCCACUAUAGCUGUUUCAGGCGACUCAUCUAAACGCUUCAUCAAGUCAUUACUAAGAUUCCUAGUCCUCAACAACUCCACAAAACUCCCGCGAAAAAUCUCUUUGUCGUCAGCCGCCACUUUAAUAACUUGUGACGAGCCUUGGGUACUCUUGUCCAGCCCAUUACCAUGGCAACUACCAGCGGGGGUGUAAAGUCCGGUAAGCGACGAGUAGAUCGCUGCUGGGACCAUGUGUUGUUCACUGUCUUUUGCCGAGUUCUCAUGAAGUUUGUCCAGUAAAUUCUUCGGUAUUGCUGGCGCGUAUCUUGAAUCCACCCGCGGGCCGUCACUGCCGCUUGUGUCUUGGCUAUCUGACGCCCGCGAUUUUAACAGAGUCUUGACUGCCUCGUGACGAGUCCCGGUCUGUGACGAAAUCUCCCAACGAUAUCCGCAACAAAAAAACACGGAGGCUAAAAAUUUUUUCAGUCUCCCAUAACAUUCGUUGUUGUAGGUAAAGAAUAGCACAGGGUUUAAUACGCAGUACAUGUAGUUAAAAAUAUCGACCAAUGACAGAAUUGCAAAGUAGUUCGAGUUAUUUUUUAUUUCUGUAACAACAGGUAUUAACCACAUGAUCUGUCCCGGGAGCCCAAAUAAUGCGAAAAUGAGGAUUAUGGAUAUGAGCAUCUUGACAAUUCUUUUGUGCGCGUGAAGAUUGUCCGCUGAGAGUCUCGCAGUGUUUAGUCUGAACAUGUAACGUCUGGA